Messenger RNA from Neltuma alba, 782 nucleotides. RefSeq names its product peptidyl-prolyl cis-trans isomerase CYP22. Gene Ontology annotation, cellular component: intracellular membrane-bounded organelle; cytoplasm. Gene Ontology annotation, molecular function: cyclosporin A binding; peptidyl-prolyl cis-trans isomerase activity. Gene Ontology annotation, biological process: protein peptidyl-prolyl isomerization; protein folding. Bases 61 to 630 code for a protein of 189 amino acids. The record is from RefSeq and is a predicted model, not a curated record. The transcript is spliced from 7 exons. Lineage: Eukaryota; Viridiplantae; Streptophyta; Magnoliopsida; Fabales; Fabaceae.
CGGCGACGGAGCGACUAUUAGCAUAUUAUCAUCUCUCUUCGCGGCUGAGCUUCAAUUCCGAUGGCGUCUGGCGGUGGAAACGCAGGGGUAGAGUGGCACGUUAGGCCUCCUAACCCUAAGAACCCCGUCGUGUUCUUCGAUAUCACCAUCGGUAACAUCCCGGCUGGUAGAAUCAAGAUGGAGCUCUUCGCCGAUAUUGCCCCCAAAACUGCUGAGAAUUUCAGGCAGUUCUGCACUGGCGAGUACAGGAAAGCCGGUCUUCCUGUUGGUUAUAAAGGCUGUCAAUUUCAUAGGGUGAUUAAGGAUUUUAUGAUACAAGCUGGUGACUUCGUGAAGGGUGAUGGGAGUGGAUGUGUUUCCAUCUAUGGACACAAGUUUGAUGAUGAAAAUUUUAUUGCUAAACAUACUGGCCCAGGCCUUCUAUCAAUGGCAAAUAGUGGACAGAAUACCAAUGGUUGCCAGUUUUUUAUAACAUGUGCAAAAUGUGACUGGCUGGACAACAAGCAUGUCGUUUUUGGGAGGGUGCUUGGAGACGGCCUUUUGGUUGUCAGGAAGAUUGAAAAUGUGGCCACUGGACCCAAUAACCGGCCUAAAUUAGCUUGCGUCAUUGCUGAGUGUGGAGAAAUGUAAAUCUAAGCUUUUAACACUACUUUAAUUAGCAAAUAUCUAUUGAAUCAUUUGUAAUAAAAUUGUGAAUUAUGAUACACGUGGACUGACAACUGGGGAUUAGAAUGUAUACAGACUCUGGAUGAAAACAACUAUUUGCAGUUCUGUUUUUAUCA